AUGAGAGUGGUUGCACACAUAGUUACUCUACAUUGUAUUAUUUAAUCGCAAAAGAAAUUUCGUAGAAGAGGCUCGAUUUUUUUGUUUUCAAUUAUUUAUAUCAAAUAGAUAAAGUUUUGAUUAAGUAAAUAAAAAGGUGCAAAAAAGAAAAAAAGAUGAUGAAUUCGAGUGUUAUUAAAACGGAGCAAAUAAAUCUGCAGAAAGCGCACUUUUGUGUGAAGUGCGAUAAACAAAUUCAGGAUCGGUAUUUUUUAAAGGCGUUAAAUGCCUUUUGGCAUGAAGAUUGCUUGAAGUGCAAUUGCUGCGAUUGUCGUUUAGCCGAUGUUGGUUCAACACUGUUCACACGUGAAAAUGUGAUUUUGUGCAAAAGUGAUUACAUACGACUUUAUGGAAACACAGGACAUUGUUCAGCUUGCAAUAAAUUGAUUCCAGCAUUUGAAAUGGUGAUGAGAGCAAAGCGUAAUGUUUAUCAUUUGGAAUGUUUUGCAUGCCAGCAGUGUAGUCACAGAUUUUGUGUUGGCGACCGCUUUUAUUUGUGCGAUAACAAAAUUCUAUGCGAAAAUGACUAUGCCGAUCGUCAGUUGCAAAUGGAAAUGAAUCAACAAAAUCAACAGAAUGUCACCACCACUACUACCAGUAACAAUAAUAACAACAACAGUGAGUUCAGUAUCAAUCGAAAUUCGAUGAACAAAAGCCAAACAAGUGGCUCAGCAAAUAUGACGCCACUAUAUUCAGAGAAGAAUAAUUUCACAAAUUUCGAUGUACCAAUUCAUGUGCGAUAAAUAUAUGAUAUUGCGCCAAGUCAUUUAAGACUUAAAUUA
Contarinia nasturtii (swede midge) is the source of this 821-nucleotide messenger RNA. Its product is annotated as LIM domain only protein 3-like. Gene Ontology annotation, molecular function: DNA-binding transcription factor binding; transcription coactivator activity. Gene Ontology annotation, cellular component: nucleus. The record is from RefSeq and is a predicted model, not a curated record. The transcript is spliced from 3 exons. The coding region runs from base 156 to 782 and encodes 208 amino acids. NCBI's taxonomy places the organism in Eukaryota, Metazoa, Arthropoda, Insecta, Diptera, Cecidomyiidae. Gene Ontology annotation, biological process: positive regulation of transcription by RNA polymerase II.